AUGACUUCCCUCUCCCUUGUAUUGGGGAUAUUCUCAUUCCUGGCGUUUGUCCAAGCGGGUAACUCACCGGGUCUUCCAUUUGUCAUUAACACCUGGGGGGGUGACUUUACCGCUGCUACAGACGCCGCAUUCAAUGCCCUACAGAAAUCCAAGACUUCCGCAAUUGAUGCCGUUGAAGCUGGUGGCCUAACGUGCGAACGCAACCAGUGCGAUGGUAGUGUUGGCUAUGGAGGUUCUCCAGACGAAAACUGUGAGACUACGCUUGAUGCAAUGAUCAUGGAUGGCGAUACCAUGAAUACUGGCGCUGUGGCAGCUUUGCGACGAGUCGAAGAUGCCAUCUCCGUGGCGCGACAUGUUCUCGAGAACACCAGUCAUUCGCUUCUCGCAGGUGAUCAGGCUACCCAAUUCGCCAUUGAGAAUGGCUUCAAAACGACGAAUCUCACGACAAAGGCAUCUGCCAAGAAGUGCAAGGAAUGGAAGGCUAGUAAAUGCCAACCCAACUACCGCCUCAACGUUAGCCCCAAUCCCGAACACUUCUGCGGCCCGUAUCGUCCUCUGGCAAAAAACAAGCAGACCCAGCAAAAAACUCAAUCUUCACACGAUACUCUUUCUCUCAUCGCCAUAACCAAGGACGGAAGUCUAGCCGCAGGAACAACCACAAAUGGCGCAUCGCACAAGAUCCCCGGCCGAGUUGGCGACGGUCCCAUUGUAGGAAGCGGCUCUUACGCUGAUAGUUCCCUCGGUGGUUGCGGCGCCACAGGCGACGGUGAUAUCAUGCUCCGCUUCCUGCCCUGCUACCAAGCGCUCGACAGCCUGAGUCGGGGUUUAUCCCCCAAAGAAGCAGCCGAAGACGCAGUUCUGCGCAUGGUUCGCAAAUACUCUGAUCUGAAGAGUGGAAUUGUCGUGGUUGAUCGGUACGGAAACCAUGGAGCUGCUGCGAGCGGCUGGGACUUCACCUACAGCUACAGAGGAGGCAAGAUGAAGAACACAAAGGUGGUCAAGGUAAAGCCGGUACAGGAGGUCUGA
Molecule: messenger RNA, 1026 nt
Organism: Fusarium poae
Lineage: Eukaryota; Fungi; Ascomycota; Sordariomycetes; Hypocreales; Nectriaceae
Exons: 2
Coding region: 1-1026 (341 amino acids)
Biological process (GO): protein deglycosylation
Molecular function (GO): N4-(beta-N-acetylglucosaminyl)-L-asparaginase activity
Source: RefSeq, a predicted model, not a curated record